UUAUGGUGCACCCAUUUGAUAGGGAGGCCUGGAAGGAGUUUAAUCGUGUCCACUUAAGCUUUGCAUCAGAUCCGAGAAAUAUUCGGUUAGGGUUGUGCACUGAUGGGUUUUGUCCAUUUGACAUGUCUUCAAAUACAUACUCUUGUUGGCCAGUAAUUGUGACUGUUUAUAAUUUGCCUCCGUGGAAGUGCAUGACUAGACCAUUCAUGUUUUUGACAAUGAUGAUUCCUGGGCCAAAGAAUCCGGGUAAAAAGCUUGAUGUUUUUCUAAGACCUUUGAUUGAUGAGUUAAAGAAUUUGUGGUUUUUUGGUGUUGAAACAUAUGAUGUAUACAGAAAGGAAAAUUUUCAAUUAAGGGCAGCUUUGAUGUGGACCAUUAGUGACUUUCCAGCAUAUGGCAUGUUAUCGGGGUGGAGUACUCAUGGAAAUUUGUCUUGUCCUUAUUGUAUGGAGCAUAGCAAGGCUUUUAGAUUAAAAAAUGGGGGGAAAACUACAUUUUUUGAUUGUCAUCGACGAUUCCUACCCAUGAACCACCCAUAUAGAUUUCAAUCUGAUAAGUUUUUGAAAGGAGUAAUUGAAAGGCUUCCUCCUUUACCUCGUCCAUCUGGUUUGGAAAUGUUAAAUGAAGUGUCCAAGUAUACUGAGGGACAUAAUGGAGGUUCAUCAUAUAAUGAUAAAAUUCCUGGCUUUGGUGUUAAGCACAAUUGGGUGAAGAAGAGCAUUUUCUGGGAGCUUCCAUAUUGGCAUACAAAUUUGAUUCGUCAUAAUCUUGAUGUCAUGCAUAUUGAGAAAAAUGUCUUUGACAAUAUUUUUUAUACAGUAAUGGAUUGUCCGAAUAGAAGCAAGGACAAUUUAAAGGCUAGGUUGGAUAUUCAAUUGUAUUGUCAGAAGCCAAAUUUACAUUUGCAACAAGAUAUGAGUGGUCGGCUUUACAAACCUAAAGGCACUUAUUGUCUGCACAAGAAACAACAACAAGAAGUUUUGUCAUGGAUGAAGGAAUUAUCAUUUCCUGAUGGUUAUGCUUCAAGCAUUUCACGAUGUGUGAAAGAGGCACAAUGUAAGGUUUCGGGGAUGAAGAGCCAUGAUUGUCAUGUCUUCAUUCAAAGACUUCUUCCAACCGCUUUCCGACCUUACUUACCUAGGCCACUGUGGGAGGCAUUAACUGAACUGUCCGUAUUUUUUCGAGAUAUUUGUUCAACAAAUUUAAAUGCCCAGCAUAUGGAGUUAAUGCAGAUGAAUAUAAUUGAAAUAAUUUGCAAACUUGAAAGGAUUUUUCCUCCAUCCUUCUUUGACUCCAUGGAACACUUGACGAUACAUCUACCUUACGAGGCAAAAGUUGGUGGACCAGUUCAAUAUCGAUGGAUGUAUCCAUUUGAACGGUAUAUGUUUUAUUUGAAGAAGAAAGUGACCAAUAAAGCUAAAGUUGAGGGUUCCAUAUGUGAAGCAUACUUGAUUGAUGAAAUUACCAAUUUUGCAUCUCAUUAUUUUGGUGAUGACGUGCAAACAAUUUGGAAUCGAGUUCCACGGAAUGAUGAUGGUGGCCUUAGAAGUGUAGAUGGAUGUCUCUCUAUUUUUUCCUAUCCAGGGAAAAAAUUAUCCAAAAGAUUUUAUAAAAGGCAGUUGUCACAUGCUGAAAUGCAAAUUGCGCAUAACUAUGUGAUAUUCAAUUGUCAAGAACUGAAGCCUUAUUUAGAGCAAUGUCGACAAGAGCUAAAGUCACAACAACCAUAUGCGAGUGAUGGUGAAAUUGAAAAAUUAUGCGAAGCGAUCUUUCCAAAUUGGUUAAAAAAUAAUGUAAGUAUUUUAAUAAAAUUAAUUUAUAUUUUAUGUCAAUUAGCUACUUUAAAAAUAUUAUUAAUCUCUUUUAAAUCAUUAUUUCUUAUGGAGUUAACUAUUAUGCUAGGUGGAAUACCAAUCUAACGGAAUUGAAAAUCAGCUCUUUGGACU
This is a messenger RNA of Populus trichocarpa (black cottonwood), 1946 nucleotides long. RefSeq lists its product as uncharacterized. The record is from RefSeq and is a predicted model, not a curated record. The coding region runs from base 3 to 1919 and encodes 638 amino acids. The transcript is spliced from 3 exons. NCBI's taxonomy places the organism in Eukaryota, Viridiplantae, Streptophyta, Magnoliopsida, Malpighiales, Salicaceae.